UUGAUCUGAAAUUUUAACAUCAAUUUUGUGCAUAAAUUAAUUUAUCAAUCUUUGGUUGUAUUAAGUCUUCUUUGAAAAAGGUUAAAUUCUAUCUUUUUGAUAUAGAUGCAAUCUUUCACAAAUAGAAGGAAGAAAUCCAGGAAGAAGAAUUCUGGAGGAAUUGACUUCUUUAAAAAGGCUAGUGAGAGUCUCAAGAUGAACAAAAUGGACUUUGAUAAUUAUAAAGAAGUUAUCGAAGAUCAUAUUUCAAAUGUCAAGAAGCCAUAUAUACCAGAUUUUGGAAUAGAAGAAGAACUGAGGCUAACCCAGAAAUCUUCCCACUCUUUUAUGAAUUUUGAUGACAACAACCCCCUCUUUCAAAGUCAAAGAACUGCGAUAAAAGCAGCGAACAACUGGCUGUUGAUAGCUGACUAUAUCAAUAAAGUUCCAAAGAACGAAAAGGUCUUUAGAGUUAUCCAGAGAAUCAACUCCAUGCGGGAUGAGGCAAUGUAUUUAGCAGCUAAAGAUGCCCAAUCUAAAAAAAGAAGAAAUAAAUAGAAACAGACUCAUGUCAGGAGAUAAGAAACCCCUUGAAUUAAAUCCCCCAAAUCCGACUGAAAGAGUGACCAAAGAGCCUUCACAGGAAAAGAAGGAAACCAAGGGACUCAGUUGGCUUAAAGACUGGAUGACUACAAAUAACACAAAGCCUGGUAAAUCGUUUCAGAAACCUCGAAGGAUUAAUGUGAAAGACAGAAGUUUCGUAUUUAACAAGUCCAAGUCAAGCCUGAAGUCAGAUAAUCACUCUAUGAAGUUGAACUCUACUUUCAUAGGAAGGGUACAUAAAAACUUCUCUCCUGAGGCCAGGAAGCUGAGCCCUGGAGAUGAACACGAUGAGUGUUUUAUCAGAUGAAUGCCUAUGUCUCCAGGUGGGUCUCGUCACAACCAAGCAGACUACAUGAGUAUUAAAAAUAUUAAAAAGAAUAUUCAAAAAUUAGCAGAAUUGAAGUCUAAAAUUAACCAAAAGUCUUUCAGACAAAGCUGGACUAGGAACAACCGAAGUGCGAGGAAAGUCUCGAUCAAUUUAGCCAAGACUAAUGUUGUUCUCAAUAAAAACAAGCUUGCUAAAGAAAACCAAAGUGUCGAUAAGCAAGAUAAUUUUGGAGAAACCUCUCUCCCAUAUUCAGAAUUUAAGAAUACUCAAGACACGAAUCUACUUUCAAAAACUAGAAAAUUACAGGAGAGCGAGAUUGUUAGCGGAAAUGAAAAUGAACAAAGUAUAAUGAAAUAAGUACCUUAAUGAGUCAGAACGAGUCCUGAAACUUAUUGUAAAGAAACUUAAUUUGAUGUUAAAAGCUCUAAAGCUUGAACUUAAAUUUCCAAGAAAAAUUCAAAUCAAGGAGUCUAUCAAAUUAUAUCGGCAAUUAUGCAUGCCGAAUAAGAAGAAUCCAACUAUCCCUGAGGAACAUGAAGAUAAUGUGAAAGUACUAAUAUUUCAGGACCUUCUCGGGUUGAUAAGGAAUAAAUGCACUGGACAUAAGCUCAAUUUUAAAAUGUAUCUUGCCACUAGCAGAAUGUCUUCACAUCCUGAAAUCAUGGAGAUGAUUAAGCUAGUCAAAUAUUUCAUCCAAAACUCCUUUUCAAAAUAAUUACGAAAGCGAGAGAAGAAAAAUUAACAUCCAAACCGUGAUGAAGGAGAUGAGAAAAGAUCAAAAAUUGGAAGUAGAUGAUGCCUCUGUCUCAUCUCCAAGUCCAACUAGGGAAUAUGACAGUUGAAAUCCUAAUUUUAACUUCAGCAUGUGACGAGAGGAGGCUAAGAAAUCAAUGAGAGAUAGAUCAGUUUGUCCUUCUAUCAUCAAAAAGAUUCUUCAAAACAAACUUGUUCCAAAAUCAAAUAGGCAACAUAGGAAAGAAAAAAUAAUGGAGAAAGAGAUGUCCAAAAACUUAGGACAUAAUGUUAGUUCCUUUAUCACCAGAAAGCAUUAUAAAUCACCAAAACAUCAAAAAGAAGUGAGAAUAAAUAGCUCACAACUAUCUCAAUCAAGCUCAGAUGUAGUUCAUUUCCCCAAGCCCUUAGGGGUAUACAAAAAUAGGCUUUUGAAGAUUUAUAACUAACGAUGCCAUUUCAAUA
Moneuplotes crassus is the source of this 2107-nucleotide messenger RNA. The record is from the annotation of a GenBank genome assembly. Lineage: Eukaryota; Ciliophora; Spirotrichea; Euplotida; Euplotidae.